Messenger RNA from Arachis duranensis, 814 nucleotides. Its product is annotated as proline-rich protein 2. NCBI's taxonomy places the organism in Eukaryota, Viridiplantae, Streptophyta, Magnoliopsida, Fabales, Fabaceae. The transcript has 2 exons. Bases 66 to 605 code for a protein of 179 amino acids. The record is from RefSeq and is a predicted model, not a curated record.
UCCAAUAGCAUAUCACACAAGUCUUUAGAUACUUCUCUUUUUAGCUUUCAUCUAUCAUUGGUGUAAUGAUGAUGAUGCAUAACACGUUCAUGCGCUUCUUGAUUCCUUUGUUGGUUCUUGCCACUUUCUGUUUGGCUAAUUCUGCUAUAGCAACAUCUCAAGUUUCAGAGAAUGAAGUGAAGCUUGGAGACCAAGAAUUGGCAAAGACAAAACCAGAAGUUCAUAAUGAAGAAGAAAAAUUCCUUUUCCAUCAUCAUAAGUCACUCUUCAAGAAACAUAUUCCAAUUGUGAAACCUAUUCCAGUGUAUAAGCCUAUUCCAAAACCAAUUCCAAUCGUAAAGCCUAUUUAUAAGCCAGUUCCUAUUUAUAAACCAAUCCCAAAACCCGUAAUAGUGAAAAAACCGGUCCCUAUUCCAGUAUUCAAGCCGGUUCCAAAGCCAAUUCCAAUUGUUAAGCCUAUUCCGGUUUUUAAACCUAUUCCAAAACCAAUUCCAAUUGUUAAACCUAUUUAUAAGCCGGUUCCCAUAUAUAAGCCAAUUCCAAAACCAAUAUUUGUUAAACCAUACCCUAAAAAACCUUAUUUUCCUCCACAGAAUAGUCCUUAAGUUAUUGAAACAGAAGAAAAGGGAAUUAUAUAUUAAUUAAUUAAAUAUCAUCAAUUCAAAAAACCCUUUCUCCCACCAUUACCAUUUCACAAGGCAAUUCCAACUCCAUUAUUAUAUUAGAUGAUGAUAAGGCUCAUAAUAUCUACAGUCCCAAAAAUAAUCUCUUGUGCUUAAUGUUAUUUCUAAUGAAUGUCUAAUAUUUAUAGUUA